AUGCCUCACAUCAACAUCCCACCCCAACUCCACUCCAUGGUUUCGGGAGCAUGCGCCGGCCUCGUCGCGUCCAUUGUCACCUGCCCGCUUGACGUGCUCAAGACGUCUUUACAGGCGUCGAGUGUAGCGGCCGGCUCGGCGGAAUAUGAGGGUGUCCAGAAGACGGCUGGGAGGAUAUGGCGGCAGGCUGGGCUGAGGGGGUUUUAUCGAGGAUUGGGGCCGACGCUGGCGGGGUAUCUCCCGACGUGGGGGAUAUAUUUCACGGUGUAUGACUUGAUAAAGGAUAGGAUGGGUGUAUGGGCGAGUGAUCCAUCGCAUCCUCAUGUCGACACGUCAAUACAGCACAUCAUAGCCGCGAUGACUGCCGGUGCCACGGGAACCAUCUUCACAAAUCCCAUCUGGGUGGUCAAGACUCGUUUUAUGGCUCAAGCGACCAUGGCGGCAUCAGAGACGCGCUAUCGCAGCACCCUCGAGGCGUUCGCGACAAUAUACCGUACCGAGGGGUUCAAGACCUUCUACAAGGGAUUAUUACCGUCCCUGUUCGGCGUAGUACACGUUGCGGUGCAGUUUCCGCUGUAUGAGAAGGCCAAGACAUGGGCAGACACCCGCUCAGCCCAAGAUAUCGAGAAUAACGCAUCUUUACCGGCAUCUACCAUUCUCGUCUGCUCGGCCUUCUCCAAAAUGAUCGCUUCGGUCGCUACCUACCCGCACGAAGUUCUUCGCACCCGGCUCCAGGUGCACAAGUCCCAUGGCCGUCCAUCCAACGCGGCCGCCAAUGCUGUCCAUCCGAUCACGUCAACCACCCAUUCCUCGACAGCCUCAGUGAACGCUUUGGCGAGUUCUGUAAAUGGCGGCAAAGGCCCGCAUGCCCACUUCUACUCGCCACUGGUGACUGGCUCUCAUCCGCCACUACCUCUCAGCGCACCAGCCGCUCUACUGCGGGUACCUGCACCGGGCGCGGACCCAGGGUCAGCUGUGCAAAAGCCAGCGGAGCCGAUAUGGCGUCGGAAAGGCGGGAUCGUGCAGACGUUCUUGGAGAUCAAGCGGCAGGAUGGGUGGAAAGGGUUUUACCGGGGAUUGAGUAUCAACUUGGUCCGGACUGUACCAAAUAGCGCGGUUACGAUGUUGACGUGA
Molecule: messenger RNA, 1134 nt
Organism: Dioszegia hungarica
Lineage: Eukaryota; Fungi; Basidiomycota; Tremellomycetes; Tremellales; Bulleribasidiaceae
Product: mitochondrial carrier domain-containing protein
Exons: 4
Coding region: 1-1134 (377 amino acids)
Biological process (GO): NAD transmembrane transport
Molecular function (GO): NAD transmembrane transporter activity
Source: RefSeq, a predicted model, not a curated record